AUGGGCUGCUGUUGUGUUGGGGGAUGUAAUGGAAGCAAGAACGAAGAGGAAAAGGAGGAAGAAUAUAGACUGGGUCGUAGAUGUAGGGAUAGUCACUAUCAGCAUCCAGUGAGAACCAAGGCUUGUGAGGCCCUUGCUCUGCUUCCUUAUACAAUGCCACUUUAUUCUGGUGUUCAUGGAGACGUGGCAAUAUCAAAACAACCUCAAUGGCUUUCCCAGGAUUCAACCGGAACGCAAGUUUCGAUCCCUAUUAUUGGUGGUAUUAUAGAGCUCUUCUCAGCAGAGACUGUACCAAAAGAUUCAAGGAUCAUAGAGUUGAUAACUGCAUGUUGCUGUCUCUCUAUGAAAAAUGAAGCCAUUUCUGAACAUCCACCGUUAGAUUCAUGCUACCCACAAAGCUUAAUUUCUAGCAUACACACAUCUGCAGUAGAGCAGUGCAUCUCUCACCCAAGCAUUGAAGGAUCCUCCAGUGGAUCAUAUCCUUCAAAUGAAACUCCAAAAGAACAUCAAAGAGGUUUGGAUUUCCAGUGCGGCACUCUAGAAGAAGAUAAACCAGAGUUGCUCACAAGACCUCAAAGGGAAUUCUAUACAUCUAAAAAUCUUGUCACAGAGAGGAAUAGGAGGAGCAGGAUAAAAGAUGGGCUUUAUGCUCUACGAGCUUUGGUCCCAAAGAUAACCAAGAUGGAUAGGGCAUCCAUUGUUGGAGAUGCCAUUGAUUAUAUAAAGGAACUGCAAGAACAAGAAAAAGGACUUAGACACAAGAUCACGGCUUUGGAAGAAGAGGAUUAUAGAAAGAACAAACCACAGUGGAGGAGGCCAAUAUUGAAGGAACAAAGAGGAACCAGAAGUUUGCAUCUUGAUGAGCCCAUCCAAAAUUCCUCUGAUUCCACAAAAAGGACCCAGAUGGAGGUAGAAAAAGAGAGUAAUAGAAUGAACUCUGCUUCACAAUUUUUCAAAGCCAUGAAUGAAACUACAUAUUAG
Molecule: messenger RNA, 981 nt
Organism: Neltuma alba
Lineage: Eukaryota; Viridiplantae; Streptophyta; Magnoliopsida; Fabales; Fabaceae
Product: transcription factor ABORTED MICROSPORES
Exons: 5
Coding region: 1-981 (326 amino acids)
Biological process (GO): regulation of DNA-templated transcription
Cellular component (GO): nucleus
Molecular function (GO): protein dimerization activity; DNA-binding transcription factor activity; sequence-specific DNA binding
Source: RefSeq, a predicted model, not a curated record